GCGAUCAUUAGUGAAGUAUCUAGCUACUUCAGUACCAUCAUUAAUCAUUCCUUGGCAACAUCAACUUUAUUUAUAUAUAGAUAUAUGGCAGGAGUUGGGAUCACGAAGAUGACACACACAGUACCAAUUAGACACAUGAAGGCAAGUUUAGUAGGCAGCAGGAGGUUGCAUGGGAACAAACUAAAUAAUCCGGGAGCAAAACGCAAAGGGCCGUCGGGCGUCAGAGAUGAUGAUCAUGAUGCCGACGACAUGGAAGUAAAGAAGGAAGACUGGCCGGUUUCGUGUUGCUGGAUGCCGCAUUAUCGUACUGGGAUUUACUACCCAAAAGGACAUGAAGCAAUAAUGGAGGACAUUCCAGAGGGUGCAGCUUGCUUUGGGGACACAACUUAUUGGAUGAGAAACAUUGAUGGAGUCGACAAGCCUGAUGGAUGAUACCGUUGAUUAAUGUUGAUGUUAUGUAUAGAGGAUUCAUCAAGUAAUCGUUCGUGUUAAAUACUCCCUCCGUCCCAUAAUUAUUUCCAGUUUAGGUUUUCAUUUCUAGUUCAAAUUGUACUAAAAGUGAAAUCUCAAACUGGACAAUAAUUUUAGGACAGAUGGAGUAUACCCGAUUAUAUAUGUAAUCCAACACUAAAUUAUUGAUCCAGUCAUUUGCUAUGGCAGCAGAGGACGCCAAAUCAAGAGACUAAUUUCUAGGAAUGAAACAGUUAACCUAAUCAUACAUUGCC
Molecule: messenger RNA, 725 nt
Organism: Oldenlandia corymbosa var. corymbosa
Lineage: Eukaryota; Viridiplantae; Streptophyta; Magnoliopsida; Gentianales; Rubiaceae
Source: the annotation of a GenBank genome assembly